AUGGGGAGCUAUAAGUGCCUUCGCUCUUACCUGUGUUACUUAUGUUCCUGCGUGAGGCUCAGAACAGACACACACACCUGUCAGUCCACACACCUGCUCUGCACUCUGCUCUACAUCUUCAGCAGGGCUGCCAUCCAGAUGUCGCUGUGCAUGACGUCACACCUCUGCCUGCUGGUCCUACCAGUGAUGUCACUGCUGCUGCUCUUCUGUCCUAUUAGUUGGAGCUACGAUGGCCUCACCCCAGGGUGUCACCUGCACCCUUUCAACGUGACCAUCCGCAGUGACCGUCGCAGCACAUGUAAAGGCACCCACCUGGUCUACGCCUGCGUUGGUUACUGCGAGUCCAGCGCCUUCCCAUCCAGAUACUCAGUGCUGGUGGCCUCCAACUUCACCCACAACAUCACCUCCGCUUCCCGAUGCUGCACCAUCAGCAAGGACGCUAAGGUCAAAGUUCGCCUGGACUGCCCUCGAGGUCGUCACCACGACGAAAUAGAGAUCCUGACGGCGAAGGCGUGUCGCUGCGACAUGUGCCGCAAGUCCCGCUACUGACACAUCAAGACAGUCCGCUG
Cottoperca gobio is the source of this 569-nucleotide messenger RNA. RefSeq names its product glycoprotein hormone subunit alpha 2 (gene gpha2). Gene Ontology annotation, biological process: cell surface receptor signaling pathway. The transcript is spliced from 6 exons. Gene Ontology annotation, molecular function: hormone activity; hormone receptor binding. Gene Ontology annotation, cellular component: extracellular region. Bases 1 to 549 code for a protein of 182 amino acids. Lineage: Eukaryota; Metazoa; Chordata; Actinopteri; Perciformes; Bovichtidae. The record is from RefSeq and is a predicted model, not a curated record.